AUGUCGACACUCUCGGCAACAGAUGGGACAAUACAAGGGAGCACUCUCGACUCAAUCGCCGAGUCUUCCACCAAGACUUUGAGGGAGGAGAAUUACAUAUUCGGAAAACUUGUGGACAUAGACGACAACGCGGACAGAGAAAGUCUGGGUGAACGCUACGUGGAUAAAGAAAAAGGCGUAGAGGAUAUAAACAUCUAUGACACUGACACACAAGAUCUGAGCGCCGAAGAACCAAACAUGGAGAAAAAUGAAUCAAUUGACAUUGAAUCGAACGAUGAAAACCCCGAUUAUUAUUACGGAGAAUCAUCUACCUCAUACACAUACCCUCGCAGGAGCUCUAGGAAGACAGGACUAUUUUCUGGUUUUUAUCCCUUAUCUGAUAGAAACGCGUACAACUUUUCGGCAGAUUUGAUAGCACAGUUUGAUAGAUACCGCAUGACGAUGCACGAAAGCCUUCGUCAAGAGCUAGAAGAGUUAGAAAGAACGCGCCAAAACCCAAGUCUACAAAAGACACCCGCUUCCCCGACGUCAGAAACAUUUGAAACUCCCGUUCGCUCACCAUCACCAACACGCACAUCAGUCUCCACAACCGCCCGUCCGAUUAGUACUGAUACGAAUGCACCAAUGAAAUGUUUCUCAAGCAAACAGAAAUAUAGGAAAAAGGGUCGUAGAAGGGGGAAUAGUGGGGAUAAAUUGGAUGAUUGGAUUAUCACCAAAGGAAGGGAAGAGAUAAGCGAAGAAAUGUCUGUUGAUGAAGACGGUACAAUAACUGAAGAUGUAAAUAUUAGUAAUAACAGCGCACUUGAAGGAAAAAAGCGUAGUGAAGGCAAAAGUGAUGAUGGUGAUUCGGAUACUACGGAAAAAAGGAAGACAGCAAGAAUGAAGAGAGAACAAAGUCUAAGACGGGUUGGAAGCACCAGAAGGAAAUUCGGAUUGUUUGACAAAUGUAUGUCUUUGGAUGACGAGUGA
Molecule: messenger RNA, 969 nt
Organism: Paraglomus occultum
Lineage: Eukaryota; Fungi; Glomeromycota; Glomeromycetes; Paraglomerales; Paraglomeraceae
Source: the annotation of a GenBank genome assembly